AUGAAUAUAGAUAGGAUUAUAAAAUACUGUGAGGCUGCAACCAAGCGAAGUAGUUGUCCAAGGGAAGACAAGAGAGUCUACAUAUACAGGGCAGUCAUGAAGGAGCUUAAAUCACUGGACAUAUCAAAAGUCAAACCCGAUCAUCCACUAGCUUGUGGAAUAUUUGAUCUUACAAAGAGGGUUGACAAUUAUGCCAACAUACUGCCAGAGGAGAUACAGACAUUGUUGAAGAGGAACAACUUUGUCCAUGAUGUGGAGCUCUGA
Molecule: messenger RNA, 264 nt
Organism: Paraglomus brasilianum
Lineage: Eukaryota; Fungi; Glomeromycota; Glomeromycetes; Paraglomerales; Paraglomeraceae
Source: the annotation of a GenBank genome assembly